GAAAAUGAAACGAGGGGAGGGGGUUACCGACACUGGUAGCAAGCAGAGCUUCGGUAGAUCAGACAUCAAACUGGAGGCAGCGAGUGAUGAGGACAGUGGUGCUCCAAAAUCCCUAAGAGAAGAAAGGAUGAUUUAGCGGACUGCAGUCCUGAGUUUCGGAUUAUUAAACAGAAAGAAAAAAUAAUAAUAAUAACGGGGUGUGCUGGCAGAAAAUUACGUAGGGAAACUAAGCUAACACAGCUGAUAGAGGUCCCGAACCUGGGUUUGUGAUGUGACUACUGGCUGCGCCUAAGUGGCGCUUUUACGCACGAUGGAGGACCUUUUACGCGAGCAGUACAGUUGGUCUCACAAUCUUACAUGGAGCAGCUCAAGUCGUGAAAAUGAAAGCCACGUAGGAAACACCACGGUGAACCCUCUGAAACGAAAUGAAGAAGUGGCUAAAGUGGAAGUUACCGUUCUGGUCCUUGUGCUGCUUCUCGCGCUGACAGGCAAUCUGUGCGUCCUGUGGGCUAUUCACACCACCAAGCACAGUCAGUCUCGGAUGUAUUACUUCAUGAAGCACCUGAGCAUCGCAGACCUUGUAGUUGCAAUCUUUCAGGUCUUACCUCAGCUCAUUUGGGAUAUCACUUUUCGCUUCUAUGGACCCGAUUUGCUGUGCAGGUUGGUGAAAUACCUCCAGGUCGUGGGUAUGUUUGCGUCUACGUACAUGCUGGUUCUAAUGUCGAUAGACAGGUGCUUGGCAGUCUGCCAGCCACUUCGCUCCGUACACAGGAAAAAAGACCGCUUCUGUGUGAUCGCCUCUUGGAUGCUCAGCUUGAUAUUCAGCAGUCCUCAAGCUUACAUAUUUUCUCUUAGGGAGGUCGGUAAUGGUGUGUAUGACUGCUGGGGGGACUUCGUACAGCCUUGGGGUGCCAAAGCAUACAUCACUUGGAUGAGUUUGAGCAUUUACAUUUUUCCAGUGGCCAUUUUAAGCAUCUGCUAUGGUUUAAUAUGUUUUAAAAUAUGGGAGAAUUUCAAUCUAAAAACCAGAAGGGAGCACUUUCUGGCUCUCACUCCAAGGCCCUCCAAAGGCGCCCAACCCCUUUCUCGUGUGAGCAGCGUGAGACUCAUUUCAAAGGCUAAGAUCCGCACAGUAAAAAUGACAUUUGUAGUGGUACUUGCUUAUAUUGUGUGCUGGACUCCUUUUUUCUUUGUCCAGAUGUGGUCGGCAUGGGAUCCUGCUGCACCAAGAGAAGACAUGGCCUUCAUCAUUGCAAUGUUACUAGCCAGUCUCAAUAGCUGCUGUAACCCGUGGAUUUACAUGUUCUUCGCGGGUCACCUGUUCCAUGACCUGAUGCAGUGUUUCUUCUGCUGCUGUCGACGGUACCUGACAGAGUGCUCGUGCAGCUGUGAUCAACAGUGCAGACACAAGAGGAGCUCCUCCACUUACGUUAACAAGAACACCAACAGUCAGAGGAGCCUCUCGCGCACAUCCAGUACGGUACACUGAAAAGCCAGCUAAAAGGCAUGCAAGCUUCGUGCAAUCAAGUAAUCCAGCAAUCAUGCAGCUACCCAUUUCACCCAUUUAACUGACUACAGAGGCAGUGUGCUGGCUAUUGCUGCACAUUUUUUCUGUAACAUUUUGAACCGAGCUAAACUGACAAUGUAAACUUCCUGUCCAGAUGACACCCCGCACCCACUGAUGACAGAAAACAGUACAAAUGGUGUUUUAUAUAUCGUGUACAGAAUUUGAACAAAAUGUGAUGUAAACUUCAAAAAAAUGUUGUUAUCAUUUUCAUCUUUCUUUGCAACAAAAAAUAUGUGUAAAGGUAAAGUAAUAUGUAAUAUGUGAUGUGAAAGGUCAGCUAUGUUUAUUCAUAUAUGUUUCUUAUGAAUGUAUACUUUAGCAUUCAGAGAUUUACCCUGAAACCUUAAAAGCUUGUCUGUGCACAAUUUUAAAGUCGUGUUCCAACAGUUAAGUAGCUGACCUUUAAAGAAUAUUAUUAUAUGAAAUAAUUCAUUUUAAUAUAAACAAUUACAAAGGGAUGCUAAUUGAGUAAUUGUAACGUAAUGACUGUUUACUGCUUUGCUUAGGGUGCCAGCAUUUUGCACUGUUUAUAUUCACUUCUGCUUUAAUGCCAAGCUCCAUUGCACAACCACAACAAAUAUGAAUCAACUGAGCAAAAGCCAUAGAAAUGCAUUUUUCUAAAGGGUGCUGGUUCUAGUGAUUUCACAGGACCAUCUCGCAGUACUGAUAAAUCUGUUUUUCUGUCACAAAGAUAUAUGAAAUUCAGUUUGUAAAUAGCUGUGUGUUGCUGCAUGAUUAUUUUCCAUUAACUUUUUCUCACCUCUUUUCCUGGCUGUGUAUAUUUUCUAAUGCCUCUGAACUUGGAGGAUGCAUUAAAUAUGGACAGUAUCAUUCAGAAUAUCAGUUUCGGCUUGUGGUCACAUUAAUAACAAUUAUUAUAAGUGUUGCUUUUGUUGUAUGAUUUGAAGCAAUAUGUAAAAUGUUUAUACUAAAUGUAUGGAGAGGUUCAGUGUCAGAGUGAGAUAAUGUGCAUUCUUGGCUUAUUAAAUGUGCUUAAACUUUG
This is a messenger RNA of Oreochromis aureus, 2570 nucleotides long. RefSeq names its product isotocin receptor-like. Lineage: Eukaryota; Metazoa; Chordata; Actinopteri; Cichliformes; Cichlidae. Gene Ontology annotation, cellular component: membrane. Gene Ontology annotation, molecular function: vasopressin receptor activity; oxytocin receptor activity; peptide binding. Gene Ontology annotation, biological process: female pregnancy; regulation of systemic arterial blood pressure by vasopressin; positive regulation of vasoconstriction. The coding region runs from base 311 to 1489 and encodes 392 amino acids. The record is from RefSeq and is a predicted model, not a curated record. The transcript has 3 exons.